GUGACGUCACAGCCUCUCUUAAAGCGAAAGUGCUGCCUAACUUUCUUGUCUUUGAACACCGGUUUUCUUCGUUUUCCAGGACUCACAAAGUCUUCACAGUUGUCAGUUUUGUGUGCAGAUCUGAACUGGCUUGCACAGAGCCCUGACCUCAACCUCACCCAACACCCCUGUGAUGAACUGGAGCAGCGACUAUGACCCAGUCCUUAUCGCCUCUUAUCAGUGGCAGACUUCACUCAUGGUCUUAUAAGGCUGUAAUGUUCAGCUUGGCUGAAAACUCAGACGGCCUGAAGAGAGGGCACCAUGCUCCGUUGCAGGAGGUGUCGCAGAGGCAUCAUAGACUCAACAUGUUUGUCAAUGGUUGAGGCCACAGAUGAAAGCUCAGCUGCUGUUUGCAGUAUUUGGCACGUGAAUGUUGACACACUUCCAGAGUGGAUACUGACCUCAGUUCAUCAGGCUCAGUGGACUGUUGGAAAACUGAACUGCCAGAACUGCGGAGCUCGUUUGGGGGGUUUCAAUUUUAUUAACCGCAGCGAGUGUCCCUGUGGCCUUGACGCCACGGUCCACCUCAACAAAAGCCGCGUGGAUCGUGACCACAAACACUGCGUUCUCAUCGUCCAGCCGAGGAGGACGAGGCCUGAGAAGGAACGGGCUUGUCUGCUGACAGACUGCUCUCAGAACAGACGGCAGAGGCCUGAACUCAACAGGACCGCACUGGACAGUUUACAGCUUAACUGUGCUGCGGUCAUGUCCCACAUAAGUGCUGCUGAGGCCUCUAACUCACUGACUGACAGUGAAAACACCCAUUCAUUUUCUUUCAGCCCUCUGUACUGCCUUUCUCAUAGGAGACGGUGCAGUUUGGAAGACGAUGCCGCCAUCAGGUCCUCAUGUUUUUGCCCAGCAGUUAAGCCUGCUGUUCAGAGUGCAAUUACAGGAACACAUGAGUGUACAGAGUCACCCAUCUCAUAUCCCACAAGUCAGCAGUUUGACACUAAUGGUGAAGCCUCAGUCAACGCUGUCCCCUGCCGUUCGUUUAUUUCUGGAAGGACACAGUCACCUCUGGAUCGACAGCCGCUGCAAACUGUGGAGGACGUUGAGUCUUCUCCAGAGACCGCGGCUGUCCACGAGGAGCUUUCUGAUUCAGCCCCGUUACUGAGAGCGAGGUCCAUCUCUGACACUGUGGCCGAGCAGGACGAGGAAGUGGUGCCUCAAGGCUUUAUGGCCUCCACAGACUCAAACAGACUGAGCAAAAGGGAGAAGAACCGUUUGAAAAGUCUUCGGAGGAAACAGAGGAGGAGAGAGCGAUGGCUGCACAGCCAGCUGGAGCAGGUCGAGAGUGUGAGCGCUUCACUGUUGGACAGUGAGGAGGAGGACAGAGAGGGCCUCACCUGCGCCGUGUGUCUCGAGGUCUACUUCAGCCCGCACAGCUGUCAGCCCUGCGGUCACGUCUUCUGCGAGCCGUGUCUCCGCACGAUCGCCAAGAACCGGCCGACAAACACUCCCUGCCCUCUCUGCCGCACCCUCAUCUCACACACCACAUUCCACAAAGAGCUCAACCAAACAGCCGAGACCUUCUUCCCGAAAGUGUACUACGCCCGCAAGCAGAACUUUCAGAAUGCUUCGUGUGCAAAAUGGUCUCUGCCCAGCUGUCGCAAACGCUUCCGUGCCUUCUGGGGAGAACAGAGACAGGCUGCUGCAGCAGGGAGACCCUGGCACUUUGUCCAUGGAGGUUUCACACUGGAUGCUUUGCACUUCACCGAUAUGCGCGGCUGGCUCUUCGACAUCGGCCUCGUCAUCGUCUACAUCCACUCAGUCAACUGGAUCGUGGCUUUCCUCUUCCUCUGUUUCCUCAUGUACUACUACUUCUUUUGAGACACAGAGGCUUGCUCAAGAGUUUGGAGAACAGGUUUAUAUUCUUUUCUUUAAAGUCACCAGUUACUUUAGUGGUUAAGUAUCACAGAAAUAGGAGAAAUGGUUUUGGCACAAAGGAGCAGGAAUCCGAACAUUAGCGUGUUCGAACGUGUUUCAAAAAGUUUACAAUAUGCUAACCUUAAAAAUCUGAUGAUGAUUUAAAUAGAGCUUAUUUUUGCCAGUGUUAUGCACCCAUGGUGUUAGUGCAAUAUACACUGUGAGUUGUUCUGAUCUACAGAAAUAAUGGGUAAGUCUGGAGUUCAUAAAAAUGCCACGGCCUGAAGCAAAUAGGCGUUACUUCUGUUUAAUCUGUUACUUUUGACAUCAGGAAGACUUCGUCAAAUGUGUGCUGUUUGUUAGUUAAACCUUUGGUUUAUGAUAGGACUAUUUGAUAAUAGUGGUAGUGAUGAUCAGCAAAAAAUUGUUUCAGCAUGUAACAAAUGAAUCAAACAAAAAAGAUACAACUUGCUAAUCAGUGAGCUUCAGCAGUGCCAAUGGGUUUAUUUUAAACUUUUGCAGUGAAAUGCACUGCUGAGAAAGUUUUACUUCUAUAUAUGUACAUGUUUUAUUUACCAAGGAGAGGGAUGCUCAGGAACAGGAACAGGUAAAGACAGUAGCAAUUAUUAUGGAUGUGAAUGAUUUCAGUAUGGUGCCUUUGCUCAGUCUGUGCCUUCUGUUAACAAGUAAUAUGAAACAGGAAGUGAGCUGCUUUAAGUUUUAGCUUUCUAGAAAAAAAUAAAAAUAAAGCUUUCAAUGAACAUUAAUUGUCUGUUUUUGAAGGAAAGGUGGCAUAAAUUUAAAAGGGCUCCUCCCAAAAGUGAUUUUUCAGAAAUAUUUAUUUUGAGCAAUACAACAUCCUUUGUUAAAACAUCCAUUGUAAAAGUGAUUUAAAAACUAAAAAAUAAAC
This is a messenger RNA of Anoplopoma fimbria (sablefish), 2815 nucleotides long. Its product is annotated as E3 ubiquitin-protein ligase RNF180-like. Bases 301 to 1869 code for a protein of 522 amino acids. The transcript is spliced from 9 exons. Gene Ontology annotation, biological process: serotonin metabolic process; norepinephrine metabolic process; protein polyubiquitination. NCBI's taxonomy places the organism in Eukaryota, Metazoa, Chordata, Actinopteri, Perciformes, Anoplopomatidae. Gene Ontology annotation, cellular component: endoplasmic reticulum membrane. Gene Ontology annotation, molecular function: ubiquitin conjugating enzyme binding; ubiquitin protein ligase activity. The record is from RefSeq and is a predicted model, not a curated record.